This is a messenger RNA of Dermacentor albipictus, 1754 nucleotides long. Its product is annotated as endochitinase-like. Gene Ontology annotation, molecular function: chitinase activity; chitin binding. Lineage: Eukaryota; Metazoa; Arthropoda; Arachnida; Ixodida; Ixodidae. Gene Ontology annotation, biological process: carbohydrate metabolic process; chitin catabolic process. Gene Ontology annotation, cellular component: extracellular region. The record is from RefSeq and is a predicted model, not a curated record.
GCGAAGAAGCGGAAGCUCCGUCGGUGCGAGAAGCAGCAACCACUGCACGACAGCAGCGGCAGUGACCGUCCCCGGAAUCAGCCAUGGAGUCGAGGGAGCGCACGCGUGCGGCCGGCUCGACAGAAACCGCCGAGUGGCUCGAAAAGCUGCCCCGAGUGCUGAGCAGGCGCAGGAUCCCCAUCUUCAUCUUCGCCUUCAUCGGAGUCCUGACUGUGGCCGGCGCCUGCUUCGCUGCAGUCACGGCAGUCGUUCUAUACAGGUCGGCCGUGCACGAGCUCACCGGCGAGGAGGAGGCAGACGGGCCCAUCGCGCUGUCGGGCCCGUUGCCCAAUGGCAUGCCGUCGCGGCUGCGACCGGCGGCCGACGCUCGCCGUGUCUUCUGCAUCUACAACAAUCGUGUCUCGGAGCGCCAGCCACUGUUGAACUUUAGCAUCGAAGAUCUCAAAGUGCACUUCUGCGACGACAUCGUCUACGGCUUCGUGGGCCUCGACGGCACGUCCACCAACAUUCGUAGCAAGCAUCCCAAGUACGAUUUUCUCGAGGAAGGCUUGAAAAGGUUUGUGGGACUGAAACGGUCCAAGCCAGAGGUGAACUUGUGGGCGUGCCUCGGAGGGAGUGUGGACGACGGACCGCGGUUCGUGGCGCUCGUCAAGGAACGGCGCACGCGGGUGACAUUCGUGCGCAACUCGGCCGAGUGGCUUCGCCGCAACGCCUUCCAGGGGCUGCUCAUCUACUGGAAGUACCCGAGCCACGAGCACCGUGUCAACUUCACCGUGCUGCUGGCCGACCUGCGCAAUUCCUACGCGCGCGACGGCCUGCUCGUGUCGGUGGUGCUGCCCAUCAACACGCGGCUGCGGCGCGAUUCGUACUACGUACAGUCUGUCUACGAGAACCUGGACGUCGUGCUGGUGGACGGGCACCGGUCGGUCGACCCGCGCCACUUCCCGCUAGCCACGUGCGCGACGCCCGUGCGCACCCUGCUCCGCACUUGGCACCAGGGCCAGUACGGCCUGAUGCGCGUGCUGGACGACCUGACGCUGGAGACGGACGACUACCGCAAGACGGUUCUGAGCGUCUCCUUCGCGGGCCUCUCCUUCACGCUGCGCCACAAGAGCCUGCACCGCGUGGGCGCCGCGGCCGCCGGGCCCGGCGCGCCCGGCGCGCGCACAAACGAGUCCGGCCUGCUGAGCUACGUCGAGGUGCAGGAGCGGCUCCGCAACGAGGGCUGGAAGCGCGCCUACCACCGCUACGGCCACUGCCCGUUCGCCAGGAAGGAGCUCCAGUGGGUCGCGUACGAGGACGAGGAGAGUGUGGCCGACAAGGCCGUGCUGACCUCCGUGUGCGCGGGGCUCGCCGUCUGGGACGCCGACAUGGACGACUUCGCCGGCGUCCUGGGCAAGCCGUGUCCCCUGCUGCGCAAGGUUUACGAAGUGGUGCACGCGAGCGCGUCGAAGCGCAAGAACCCCGGCCCGCCGAGGUCGUACCGAAAAUUCUUUUAAGGCACUUGUGGCAGAACUAGACCCACGUGAUUGAACAGUUUAGGCCAUUAUGCGAGUAUGCGUAUAAAGCAUUGCCGCCAGGGCGGCGCUUUGCCCUAAUUUUUUUUUAAUUGCACGAACAUGCGGCUUAAAAAACGCGAAGUUUCGUGGCAGUGAAAACCAUGUGCUCGAUGUUGGUGUAGCGUUACCUAGUAUAUUGGCGUACCUACUGUGGCAAACGGGUCAAUAAAGUUUGUCACUUAUGCGUGUAAAAAA